Carica papaya (papaya) is the source of this 1846-nucleotide messenger RNA. RefSeq names its product photolyase/blue-light receptor 2 (gene PHR2). Gene Ontology annotation, biological process: photoreactive repair. Gene Ontology annotation, molecular function: FAD binding; deoxyribodipyrimidine photo-lyase activity; DNA binding. NCBI's taxonomy places the organism in Eukaryota, Viridiplantae, Streptophyta, Magnoliopsida, Brassicales, Caricaceae. The record is from RefSeq and is a predicted model, not a curated record.
AACCUGAAAAACUUGCGACCUCCUAUCCUCACCAAACACACGACGCACCUUCUUCUUCUUCUUCUAGCUUUGGGGCAUCUGUGAAGGUAAGCAAUCAAAAAACCAGAAGAGCAGAGUCCUUUGCUCAUCCAAAAAUGGUUUCCUCUCUUCAAAUCACUGAAAACCCAGAACCCAAAUCCGCCGAUGAGGAAAACCCAGUCGCCAUUAUUGCUUCUCCCCCGCCAUUUCUUCCUGUUGCCUCUAUCUCUCUUUCUCUCUCUACCAUCCUCUCCAAUCCCACCGCCUUCUCCUUCCUUCAACCCAAAAUCUCUGCGUUAUUUUCUCACCAUCCAAACAAGGUAAAAGUCCCGACUCAGGCGUCGUCUCUCUCUCACCUUUCUCUUUCUUCUUCAUCCUCUAAUUUCUCUCCUACCAGAAUCUCCUUCAAGUCCACAAUCGCCGCUAACCCUCUCCAGUCCCCUCUUUCUCUCGGCCCCCGCCGCCCGCUCGACCCCUCAAACGGUGCCGCACUUCGUCGAGCUUCCAUCGUCUGGUUCCGCAACGACCUCCGCGUCCAUGACAAUGAAUGUCUCCACACCGCCAACGAGGAGUCCAUGUCGGUUUUACCCGUAUACUGUUUCGAUCCUCGAGAAUACGGAAAAUCAUCUUCUGGGUUUGAUAAGACCGGCCCUUUUCGCGCCCAAUUUUUGAUUGAAUCAGUCUCUGAUCUCCGGAAGAAUCUCCAGGCAAGAGGGUCCGAUCUCGUGGUCCGGUUCGGGAAACCAGAAACUGUUCUGGUUGAAUUAGCGAAAGCGAUUGGAGCAGACGCGGUUUACUCACAGCGAGAGGUGUCACAUGACGAGGUUAAGGCGGAGGAGAAGAUUGAAGCGGCCAUGAAAGAGGAAGGAAUGGAAGUGAAAUACUUAUGGGGAAGUACUUUGUAUCAUAUCGAUGAUUUGCCUUUUAAAUUGGAGGAUAUGCCGACUAAUUAUGGCGGGUUCAGAGAGAAAGUGAAGGGAUUAGAGGUGAGGAAGACGAUUGAUGCAUUGGAUCAGUUGAAGGGUUUGCCAUCUCGUGGAGAUGUGGAGCCUGGGGAGAUUCCUUCUCUGAUGGAUCUCGGGCUUAACCCAAGUGCUACAAUGACUCAGGGAGGAAAGCCAGUUACUAAUGCAUCCAUGGUGGGAGGAGAGACUGAAGCUUUGCAGAGGCUUAAGAAAUUUGCUGCCGAGUGUCAAGCACAACCAAACAAGGGAAAUAGGGAUGGUGGCAAUGACAGUAUAUAUGGUGCCAACUUCUCUUGCAAAAUUUCUCCGUGGCUAGCCAUGGGAUGUAUCUCACCUCGUUCCAUGUUUGAUGAGCUAAAGAAAACAGUGACAAGGAAUGUUUAUGCUGAAUCAAAAAAGAAUAGUGGUGGCAAUGGAUCGGGCGAUACUGGAACAAACUGGUUGAUGUUCGAGUUAUUAUGGAGGGAUUUCUUCAGAUUCAUCACUAAAAAGUACAGUUGUGCAAAGAGGCAGACUGAGGCUGCUCCAGCCACAGCUUGCACCGGUGCCCUUGCUUAGGCAAAGUUUCUGUCGUUGGCGGAGGAUGAAAUUUAAUUUACCGUGGUGGGUUUGUUUGGAAUUCCUCAGGAACUCAAUUUUUAAUCAUUAGACCGAGAAAUGAUACACUUAUGAAGGUCUUUAUAAUUUCCAUUUUACUAACUGGCGUUGCAGUUGGCGAAGAAGAAAACAUUGUCGCGACUAUACACCUGUGUACUCUUAUGUCAGUUCGGAAAUGAUUUUUUGUAAAAAUCUUUGUACGAGUAAAGUAUUGCUCUUUUAGAUCUUCGAAUGCAGAUGGAGACGAGAGAGUUGUUUUCUUUGGA